Sclerotinia borealis F-4128 is the source of this 471-nucleotide messenger RNA. Lineage: Eukaryota; Fungi; Ascomycota; Leotiomycetes; Helotiales; Sclerotiniaceae. The record is from the annotation of a GenBank genome assembly.
AUGACCAUUCCAAAGUUCCAUUGCGAUGACAUCACGCCAAAAAUUGACAAUGAUCGAGGCACGUCUAACUAUUCCGACAAAGGAGGCCGACGCGAAUCAAACAAUGAUAGAAGCGAGCGACACGUCUCGAGUAUGGAUUCUGCGACAGAUAUGAACCGGAGCGAAGGCUCUUUUGUUAGCAGUAGAACAAUCAUGCAGCGAAAAAUAUCACAGAAGAAUAAAUUCUUCAAGCGCUAUGGUAUUGUACCGCACACAGCAAGUACCGAGAAGAACAAGCAGAACAGUAUGACAUGGCGACAUCAACCAAUGAAUAAAAGUACUGCGUGGUUCAAGGGAAUGAAGAAGAGCAAACCAGUGGACUGGCUGGUUACCUUGAAAAAUUCCUCCAUUGGAAUAGUUCGAUCUGGCCGUGAUUCUUCUGACGAAUACACCAAGAUGUUGGAGCAUGAGAAUUCUCGCGGACCAGAGUAG